Molecule: messenger RNA, 2818 nt
Organism: Magallana angulata
Lineage: Eukaryota; Metazoa; Mollusca; Bivalvia; Ostreida; Ostreidae
Product: cell division cycle 5-like protein
Exons: 20
Coding region: 109-2499 (796 amino acids)
Biological process (GO): regulation of transcription by RNA polymerase II; mRNA splicing, via spliceosome
Cellular component (GO): spliceosomal complex; Prp19 complex
Molecular function (GO): RNA polymerase II transcription regulatory region sequence-specific DNA binding; DNA-binding transcription factor activity, RNA polymerase II-specific
Source: RefSeq, a predicted model, not a curated record
ACCAAAUCGUUGUGUAUACGUCGAAGCGAAAACGAGGAUAAAGCGCCAUAUUGUUUAUAUUUUCAAGAAACUUGAGGCUUGAAGUGAUUUUACAACAAAACUUUCAAGAUGCCGCGUAUUAUGAUUAAAGGUGGCGUGUGGAGAAAUACAGAGGAUGAAAUUCUCAAAGCAGCUGUUAUGAAAUAUGGCAAGAACCAAUGGGCAAGAAUUGCGUCUUUACUGCAUAGGAAAUCUGCAAAACAGUGCAAAGCUAGAUGGUUUGAGUGGCUGGACCCCAGCAUUAAGAAGACAGAAUGGAGUCGAGAGGAGGAGGAGAAGUUGUUACAUUUGGCCAAGCUGAUGCCCACCCAGUGGAGAACCAUUGCCCCUAUCGUAGGGAGAACAGCAGCCCAGUGUCUUGAGCACUAUGAAUAUCUCCUAGACAAAGCCCAGAACAGAGAUGACAGCGAGGGUGACCCCAGGAAGCUGAAGCCGGGUGAAAUUGAUCCAAAUCCGGAAACCAAGCCAGCCAAACCAGAUCCCAUUGACAUGGAUGAAGAUGAACUUGAGAUGCUGUCUGAAGCAAGAGCACGUUUGGCCAACACACAGGGCAAAAAAGCAAAACGGAAAGCUAGAGAAAAACAGCUGGAAGAAGCAAGACGUCUGGCUGCGCUGCAGAAAAGAAGAGAACUGCGGGCAGCAGGGAUUGAAAUAAAGAAACAGAAGAAAAAGAAAAGAGGAGUGGACUACAAUGCUGAAAUUCCUUUUGAGAAGAAGCCUGCUCCAGGGUUCUAUGAUACAUCCGAAGAAGUUUACGUGGCUGAGGAGCCCAACUUCAAACGACUGCGUCAACAGAAUUUGGAAGGAGAGCGCAGAACUGAUAAGGAGGAGCGGGAUAGAAAGAAAGAUAAACAGAAACAGAAAAAGAGAAAAGAAAACGAUUUGCCAGGAGCUAUUGCAAGUCAGAGCAAUUUUCAAGAACCAGUGAAGAAGAGAAGUAAGCUUGUUUUACCAGCUCCACAAAUUUCAGAUCAAGAAUUGGAGGAGGUCGUAAAAGUAGGUCAGACAAGUGAGUAUGCCCGGCAGCAGGCGGAAGAGACCGGAGGAGGUAACACGGCCAGUCAGGCCCUACUACAGGACUACAACGUCACCCCGGGGGUAGCCAACCUGCGAACCCCCCGCACACCUGCUCAGCAAGACACUGUGCUACAGGAGGCUCAGAAUCUGAUGGCCCUCAGUGUGGUGGAUACUCCACUGAAGGGAGGACUGAACACGCCCCUCGUUGAGUCGGACUUCAGUGGAGUCACCCCCAAGCACGCUGUAGCACAGACCCCCAACACUGUACUAGGGACCCCCAUGCACACCCCAGGAGGACAAGGUAUGACUCCGAGAGGAAUGACCCCCAGGAUGGGAGUGGCUGGACAGACCCCGCUCCGUACCCCGGCCAGGGACAAACUGAACAUCAACCAGGAAGAGGACUUUGAUGCUCCAAUCAACGACAAGUUCUAUCAGAAAGACAUGAAGGAGCAGCUACGCCAGGGUCUGGCUGGUCUGCCGCGCCCCAAGAACGAUUACGAAAUUGUGGUGGAAGACCUCGGGGAAGACAUGGACGAGACGAAUGAGGGGGAACAGUUUAUUGCUGAUCAGGCGGACCUCGACGAACAGUCGGAGGCUGAACAGUUGGCCAAACGACAGAAGGAGAUGAGACUACGGUCACAGUCUGUACAGAGGGACCUGCCCCGCCCCGCUGACGUCAACAAUCACAUCCUGAGGGUCACAGGCCCCGGGGACCCACCCAUCAACGAACUCCAGAGGGCUGAAGAGUUAAUCAAGAAGGAGAUGUUGGUGAUGCAGCAUUUUGAUGCUGUACACACACCCACUCCUGGACAGCUGGGUAUGGGACCAGGCAAGAAGAACCAGAAAAAUGUCACCUCACAGGCUCAGCAUCUGUCCUAUCUACAGCAGCAUCCGUACGAUAAGUUCACGGAGGACGACCUAGAACAGGCCAAGAAGCUGCUGAAGAAGGAGAUGGGGGUGGUGAAGGUGGGAAUGAACCAUGGCGACCUGUCCCUGGAGUCCUACUCCCAGGUGUGGGAGGAGUGCUACUCCCAGGUACUCUACCUCCCCUCCCAGAACCGCUACACCCGCGCCAACCUGGCCAGCAAAAAGGACAGGAUCGAGUCCCUCGACAAACGACUAGAGGCGAACAGAAAUAGUAUGACCAAAGAUGCUAAACAAGCAGCUAAGCUGGAGAAGAAGCUAAAGAUCUUGUUAGGCGGUUAUCAGUCAAGAUCUCAGGGCCUGGUAAAGCAACUCAAUGAUCUGUAUGAACAAAUAGAACAGACAUUCGUAGAGUUCAAAACCUUCGAGGACCUCAGAAAACACGAGAUUGGAGCCAUACCAAAACGAAUGGAGUCCCUAACUGAGGAUGUACAGAGACAAAUGGAGAGAGAAAAAGAGCUACAGAAGAAAUUUGGAGAAAUGCAAUACAAGAAAGAUGUUCUGAUCUACGACAGCUGAUGAUCGGAACCAUCAUGUGGCAACACCUCACUGAUGCGACAAUGCUGUGGUGACAUGUCUGUGUAACAUGUGACAUUGCUGUGGUGACAUGGCCUACGAAAUGUGAAUCUUUUUGACUUCAAAUCCAGAACAGAUAUCAUACAUGUACAUCUUAAUCUAAUGUUUUGUAAUAAAAAUGUGAUUAUUUGUAUAUUGAUGGGACUUUUUUCACUCAAAUUUGGUGAAAAUGAUAUGAUUGCAUUCUGUGAAAGAAUGCUCUACCUUCAUUGUUAUAACAUUAUCCAUACUUUGCAAAGCAAAUAAAGUGGAUCCUUUUUUA